UCCUGCCCACGCCGCCGCCGCCACCACUCCCCCAAGCCCUUGGUCUGCGACGAUGGCGGCCGUGGAGCCAGCCCCCGGAGGCGACGUCAAGCUCUUCAACCGCUGGACCUUCGAGGAUGUCCAGGUCAACGACAUCUCGCUCAACGACUACCUGGCGGUGACGGCGACGAAGCACUACACCUUCCUGCCGCACUCGGCGGGGCGCUACUCGGCCAAGCGCUUCCGCAAGGCGCAGUGCCCCAUCAUCGAGCGCCUCACCAACUCGCUCAUGAUGCACGGACGCAACAACGGCAAGAAGAUCAUGGCAGUGCGCAUCAUCAAGCACACCAUGGAGAUCAUCCACCUCCUCACCGACUUGAACCCCAUCCAGGUCAUCGUAGACGCAAUCAUCAACAGUGGGCCACGUGAGGAUGCCACCCGUAUCGGUUCUGCCGGUGUUGUGAGGAGGCAGGCCGUGGAUAUCUCCCCCCUGAGGAGGGUGAACCAGGCCAUCUACCUGCUCACCACUGGUGCCAGGGAGAGCGCCUUCAGGAACAUCAAGACCAUCGCCGAGUGCCUCGCCGAUGAGUUGAUCAAUGCCGCCAAGGGCUCAUCCAACAGCUAUGCCAUCAAGAAGAAGGAUGAGAUUGAGCGUGUUGCCAAGGCGAACCGUUAAGAUGGAUGUGCAUCUGAGGGUUGGCUUGUGUUGGCUGGAGAGAUUUUGAGUUGUGUUCUUGUUUACCUGUGAUAUCUCUAGACUGGUUUUAGUUUAUCGAAUGAUGAAGUAGUUGAAUGGCAGACAUGUGUGCCUGGCCUGUCUGUUCCUGUUUCAACAUGAUGUUAUUUGAUGAAUGAUGUUGCUGCUGUUUGUUGCUCCUGCAUUAUGAAUUGAUGCAGUAUGCACGGAUGCAAAUGUCGGUAGCAGCAGCUUGACUAUUUCCUUAAUUUCUUUGAUCUUUUUAA
This is a messenger RNA of Lolium rigidum, 942 nucleotides long. RefSeq names its product 40S ribosomal protein S5-like. Gene Ontology annotation, biological process: ribosomal small subunit assembly; translation. The transcript has 4 exons. Gene Ontology annotation, cellular component: cytosolic small ribosomal subunit; ribosome. NCBI's taxonomy places the organism in Eukaryota, Viridiplantae, Streptophyta, Magnoliopsida, Poales, Poaceae. The record is from RefSeq and is a predicted model, not a curated record. Bases 53 to 655 code for a protein of 200 amino acids. Gene Ontology annotation, molecular function: mRNA binding; rRNA binding; structural constituent of ribosome.